Corticium candelabrum is the source of this 1905-nucleotide messenger RNA. Its product is annotated as bifunctional apoptosis regulator-like. Bases 40 to 1326 code for a protein of 428 amino acids. The transcript has 7 exons. NCBI's taxonomy places the organism in Eukaryota, Metazoa, Porifera, Homoscleromorpha, Homosclerophorida, Plakinidae. Gene Ontology annotation, molecular function: metal ion binding; protein binding; ubiquitin protein ligase activity. The record is from RefSeq and is a predicted model, not a curated record. Gene Ontology annotation, biological process: proteasome-mediated ubiquitin-dependent protein catabolic process.
AGCUCUGUAGCCUCCUGCUUCCUCGUCUUCCUCUCCUACAUGGCCAACAGCGGUGAGGUCGAGGAGGCGAGACAGAACUUCACGUGCAGUUGCUGCUGCGACCUGAUGGUUGACCCCACCACUCUGACAUGCGGUCACAGUUUCUGUCGAUUGUGUUUGGCUCACUGGUGGUGCACGAGCCGCAGUAAUCAGUGCCUAUACUGCAGACAGCCGUGGCAUGGAUACCCACAAGUCAACACAAGUCUGAGAAGUACUAUAGAGCUGUUGUUUCCUGCUGAGACAUCAGAAAGACGAGAAACGAUUGCCAAAGACACAGCGAGUCAAAAAAUACUCCAACAAUUCCAACAGGACAAGGACAUUAUUGGAGGAUUUUCGGCUGCAGCGGUUACAAACAGGCAAGGCAAUAAUAACCAACAGAGACAAAUCAAAGGAUGCCUGUUUGUUACAGGCGCUCUCAUCAUUGCUUUUGUUAUGUUAAUUCGCUGGCUCAUCGGUGCAGCUGGAGAAGACAUCGCUCUCAAACCCGUGAGAAAAUGGUCGACUGAUGACGUUGCGACUUGGAUUCAGAACUUAGGGAGCUGGGCACAGCACGAAUAUCAAGACAAAUUCAGAGAUGCUGGAGUAAACGGUCAACUGCUGUUGGUGAUGGAUGAGCAAGGUCUACUCGAGUUGUCCGUAACAUCUCAGCUGCAUAGGAAAGCAUUUAUAGAGGCUCUCGGACAUUUGAAAACGGACGGUGUACGACUGGCUACUAAUCUGUGGGAAUACAAGACUGCUCACAGGCAACAUACGAUGUGGCUGACUAUAUGCCUCACAGGAUUUCCUCGUUUGCUUAUCAUCUAUUCAUAUUUCUGUAACUACGAAGACACAUACCUACCAUUUAUUCACUAUGUUAUACCUCCAUCGGACACUGAUCCAAACUCUGACAUUGACGAGACACUCGCAAAGUUGGGUCAGCCGUCGUGGCGUCAAUCGAUCGACUUCUGGUUCAGGGCGCUCGUCAUUCCUUAUUAUCUCAUUGGCUCGUUCAUGUGGAGUUGGAUAGGAGUUCAUUUCUGGAUCGGUGUACCUGUUGUUGUCUACUCUGCUAUUAUGACGUUGACAGAUGCAUUGCGAGUAGCUGUGUUUAACCAGCAUCCGAGUUUGAUCGGAACGGCACUCAAGCAAAACUGCUGGCAGUUUGCCUUCUGGUGGGUCGUCAUGGCGACUGUCUGGCACAUCACACCUUUCUUCAUCUGCGACAUAGCAUUCUACUGGAUGAUUUUUAUGAGUCCGAUAAACGCAUGUCUAUCAACCCACAAGACUACACAAGCAUUACAACAAUAGCGCAGCAGCUGCUACUUGAAUUCUGCGGUCAAGCAGUCACUGGGACUCGCAUGGGCAGUUGGGGGUAGUUGCUUGAAAGAAAAUACAACUUUGUGCUCAAAGAGUUUGCAUGCUGAUAGCAAAUGUUACCUACUAGUCAUGACUUAAUUAAGCCUUCGGAAUAUUAGUUGAAUAGAGAUGAUGGCUAUUCAACUGAGCACUGGCAGUAUAACUUAACUUCAUCACAGGACAAGCUGUUAGACAGGCUGACGAUGAGUCUAUGUCUACCUUCAUGAAGACACAUGCUUCAUCGGUAAGUCUAAUAGUAGCAACUUUGAUUGAAACAACCACCUCACAACAAGCCAAUAUUUUCAUACACCUUCCACAUGUUUGAUUGCCCUUGAUCGAGCAGAUGCUUCCCUCAAUCGAAUUGAACGAAUGUUUUAUUUAACAACCGGAAAAUUUCCAAGCGUUGACCUGUUUAAUUGUAUUUUGUACUCUUAGAGUCUACCAUUCACUCAUACUGUAGCUGUGGUUUGUUCGAGCAGAUUGAAAUAUCUAGUGUAUAUAGAAGCUCAAAUUGUGUGUGUGUGUGUGUGU